This is a messenger RNA of Tilletiopsis washingtonensis, 610 nucleotides long. Its product is annotated as putative 40S ribosomal protein S23. Gene Ontology annotation, biological process: translation. Lineage: Eukaryota; Fungi; Basidiomycota; Exobasidiomycetes; Entylomatales. Gene Ontology annotation, cellular component: ribosome; cytosolic small ribosomal subunit. The transcript is spliced from 5 exons. The coding region runs from base 29 to 460 and encodes 143 amino acids. The record is from RefSeq and is a predicted model, not a curated record. Gene Ontology annotation, molecular function: structural constituent of ribosome.
ACCCUCUACCCCCCGAAACUCCUUCAAGAUGGCCAAGCCUCGCGGACUGAACACGGCGCGCAAGCUCAAGACGAUCCGUCGCGACAACCGAUGGGCCGAUGCGCACUACAACAAGCGCAUGCUGGGCAACUUCUACAAGUCGUCGCCCACCGGUGGCUCGUCGCAGGCCAAGGGCAUCGUGCUCGAGAAGGUCGGUGUUGAGGCCAAGCAGCCCAACUCGGCCAUUCGCAAGUGCGUGCGUGUGCAGCUCAUCAAGAACGGCAAGCGUGUCGCCGCUUUCGUGCCGAACGACGGUUGCCUGAACUUCAUCGACGAGAACGACGAGGUGCUCAUCUCGGGCUUCGGUCGCAAGGGCAAGGCAAAGGGUGACAUUCCCGGUGUGCGCUUCAAGGUUGUCAAGGUCUCCGGUGUCUCGCUGCUCGCCCUCUUCAAGGAGAAGAAGGAGAAGCCGCGUUCGUAGAGGACACAAAAAGGCCCACCACGUCCUUGCGCUGCCGGGCGGAGGCGAGGGGACGGUCGCAUGCUCCCACAUUCCAUCACCAUCCUGUACGAUCUUCCCACCCACGCUCCAUCGCAAGCUCAUAGCGGUAUUUCUCAUUGCCUCAUCGUG